Messenger RNA from Drosophila santomea, 4924 nucleotides. It is a transcript of the gene Blm, whose product is annotated as Bloom syndrome protein homolog. The coding region runs from base 131 to 4603 and encodes 1490 amino acids. Gene Ontology annotation, molecular function: four-way junction helicase activity; ATP binding; nucleic acid binding. The record is from RefSeq and is a predicted model, not a curated record. Gene Ontology annotation, cellular component: chromosome; cytoplasm; nucleus. Gene Ontology annotation, biological process: double-strand break repair via homologous recombination; DNA replication. Lineage: Eukaryota; Metazoa; Arthropoda; Insecta; Diptera; Drosophilidae. The transcript is spliced from 4 exons.
CGCAUUGUUUCCAUUGGCAUAAUUGCGCGGGUUUUUAGUCUGGAACUGAACACAAUUGUUUUCUUUGCUUAUUUGUAAACUAAUUUUAUGAAAAGUGAAGCGCUGGCAGCUCAUUGAACCGCAGGUCGUGAUGUCCAAGAAGCCUGUUGCUGAAAGAAAGCAGCUUACACUUAGCAGCUUUAUUGGCCUGGAUGGCAAUUCCCAGAGUCAACCUAAGAGCAGAGCCGCAAGUGUCAGAAGCAAGCCGUCCGCAGUCUACAAUCCCAUCUUCCUGGACGCGUCGUCAUCCGAUGAUGAAUCUACGGAGGCAUCCAGUCAAUCCAGCAAGGACACUAUUGCUACGAAGAAGUCCAGCAGAGAUCCUAGAACCGCAAGGCUCAAAAAACACUCAUACAUUGAUCUGUCGGAAUCCCCACUAGCUGAACUUCCUGCCACGAAAUCUGACAGAGAUUCGCCCAUUAAACCAACACAGAGUGAGAGUAGUUACGCGUAUCGGAGAUUGUCUGAAUCUCCUUUUGAAAGUAAAUCCCUUGGCCAUUUACUAAGUAAACCGACUCAAAAUGAAAGGAAAACAUCAAUUGCUUGGCUUUCGGAUUCUCCGGAAAAGAAACUGCCGCAAAAUGAGAGGAAGACCACAGACUCUCCAGUCCGAAAGUACUCCUUUGAGGACUUUCCAAGCAAGCAGAAUGGAGAUAGACAUCCUUUACUCACGCUGCCUGAUUCGCCGCCUCCGCUGCAGCCUGUCAAGAAACCGGAGAAGACUAUGUUGCUAAAUGAAACAAAAACGUUUCAGGAUAAGGACUCUCCUAUAAAGCCACAAGUUACUAAAAAUAAGGACACUGUUCCGACGCUGCUUGACUCACCGCGAGCUCCAAAUACAUACAAAAAGACAGGCAGUACUCGUAAUCUUUUUGAGGAUUCUCCAGAGAAAAGUGGCAGCGGACAGCAGGGUUAUAUACUGGGUUCAGCUAAGGAAAAUGCAGUCCCAACAAAGCCUGCGUCUGCUUCUCUGGAGAGGAAUAGCCUCACCUCCCCACCACCAGCGGCACCAGUGAAGCCCAGAUAUAGUGUGGCUUUUGACAAUUCCCUGGCUGAUUACUUGAAGGAUUUGGCCCAAAGCGACAACUUUAGCAUCGAUCCCAAUAAUCAGAGCGCUGAGACACUGAAGAACACCCUGGGAUUUUUUCGCAACACUUAUGUGGAGCUCAUGGAAAAGUAUUGCUCUCUGAUUGAUCAGAUUCCUGCCAUGCACUUCAAUGAAAUAGCAGGCUUUCAGCCAAAUACAUUUCUUAAGCUCAAGGUGAUGCGACAAAAAUUUAAGGCGCGGACACAGCUUGUCCAAAACACUUUAGAUAAGAAAGAAAGCCAGCUAAAAGCGGAACAGGAAGCCCUUGAGAAGGAGGAAAUGGAAAUGCAGAUGGAGCAGGGCCGUCAUUCAUUAUCAAAAAUAAGUGUAUCAUCUUCACCAGGUAGAAGUAGCCCCAUAAAGCCUCUACCCAAAGUCCAAGAAAAAAAGGAUGAAAAAAUACCCAAGCGAGAACAGCUUCUACAUAACCUUUGCGGGGAGCCAGACAAUUUCUCACCACCAAGCUCGCCACACAAUAUGGAACCUGUUCCGAAACGCCAGCAGCUCAUCCACGACCUUUGCGGGGAGCCAGAUGACUUCUCACCACCCAGCUCGCAACACAAUAUUCCGAAACGCCAGCAGCUCAUCCACGACCUCUGCGGGGAGCCAGAUGACUUCUCGCCACCCAGCAAGCAGAAAGACCCGCACCUGACGCGAAAGUGCGAAGAACUGGUUCAUGACCUUUGCGAGGAGCCGGACGACUACUUAGCACAGAGCAUGAUGCUAGACGGCGACCUGCAGGACGAACAAAUGAACGGACCCACGCAGGGGACCACAAGCAGCCGGAUGGAUGAUGACGAUGAUGACUUGGAGGGAUUGCUGGCGGAAAUCGAGAACGAGCAUCAGGAGAUGCAGGGCCGCAGAUCAGAGUUCAAUGGAUACAGCUAUAAGGAGUUGGAGGCUGUUAAAGUAAAGGAGAAACGUAAGGAGACGCCCAUAAAUAUUUCGUUGGAUGAUGAUGGAUUUCCCGAGUAUGAUGAGGCCAUGUUUGAACAAAUGCAUUCGCAGGCUGCUGCCAAUAAGAGCAGCGUAAGUGCCGUCCCAAGCACCAGUAAGAGCGUUGUACCUGCCAAGCUGAGCAGCGCUCCAGAUUCGCAAAAGCUCUCAGGGAAUUUCCAUGCGAACGUCCACAAUGACGGCAUCACCGGGGAGUUCGAUGGCCAGAAGUUUGAGCACUCCACCCGGCUUAUGCACGGCCUGAGCUACAGCUUUGGCUUGAAAAGUUUCCGUCCCAAUCAGCUGCAGGUGAUCAACGCCACUCUUCUGGGCAAUGAUUGCUUCGUCCUAAUGCCAACUGGAGGAGGAAAGUCGUUGUGCUAUCAGCUGCCUGCCAUUCUGACCGAAGGUGUGACCAUUGUUAUCAGUCCGCUUAAGUCGCUGAUCUUUGAUCAAAUCAAUAAACUGGCUUCUUUAGAUAUCUGUGCAAAGAGUCUGAGCGGAGAACAAAAAAUGGCCGAUGUCAUGGCCAUCUACAGGGAUUUGGAGUCUCAGCCACCUAUGGUCAAAUUGCUAUACGUGACGCCUGAGAAAAUUAGCAGUUCGGCUCGCUUCCAGGACACUUUGGACACCCUUAACUCCAACAACUAUAUAAGUAGAUUCGUUAUAGACGAGGCGCAUUGCGUUUCCCAGUGGGGUCAUGACUUUAGACCGGAUUACAAGAAACUUGGAGUACUUAAAAAGCGGUUUCCAAAUGUUCCAACUAUUGCUUUAACAGCCACUGCCACGCCCCGCGUCCGUUUGGAUAUUCUGGCCCAACUAAAUCUGAAGAAAUGCAAGUGGUUCCUCUCCAGUUUUAAUCGUAGCAACCUGCGGUACAUGGUACUGCCCAAAAAGGGCGCCUCGACGCUGGACGACAUUAGUAGGUACAUCCGCAGCAAACCGGCACACUUCAGUGGCAUAAUCUACUGUCUGUCGCGUAAGGAGUGCGAUGAGACGUCAAAGAAAAUGUGUAAGGAUGGCGUCCGCUCGGUUGCCUAUCAUGCUGGUCUCACGGACUCUGAGCGAGAGGGUCGGCAAAAGGACUGGCUGACCGGAAAGAUCAGGGUGAUCUGUGCCACCAUCGCCUUUGGCAUGGGCAUCGACAAACCAGAUGUCCGAUUCGUAUUGCACUACUCGCUGCCCAAGUCCAUCGAGGGUUAUUACCAGGAGGCAGGUCGCGCAGGCCGAGACGGCGAUGUGGCGGAGUGCAUCCUGUACUACAACUAUGCGGACAUGCUCAGGCUCAAGAAAAUGAUGGACUCCGACAAAGCUCUUCAGUACAAUGUGAAGAAGAUACAUGUGGAUAAUUUAUACCGCAUUGUUGGAUACUGCGAAAACCUCACAGAUUGCCGACGUGCCCAGCAGUUGGACUAUUUCGGGGAGCACUUCACCAGCGAACAGUGUCUGGAGAACAAAGGGACAGCUUGCGAUAAUUGCCUUAACAAACGAGCCUAUAAGGCACUAGAUGCAUUGGAGCACGCUCGUAAGGCUGCGCGAGCCGUCAAGGAUCUGGGCAGCGGUAGAUCUCGUUUCACGCUGUUGCAUAUAGCCGACGUUAUGAAAGGUUCGAAGAUCAAGAAAAUCAUUGACUAUAACCAUCACAAAACGCCCCACCAUGGCGCCCUGAAAGAAUGGGACAAGAACGAUGUACACAGGCUGCUGCGCAAAAUGGUCAUCGAUGGCUUCCUUAGGGAGGACUUAAUUUUUACAAACGAUUUCCCACAGGCCUAUUUGUAUCUGGGCAACAACAUCAGUAAACUAAUGGAGGGCACGCCUAUCUUCGAAUUUGCAGUCACCAAAAAUGCCAAGGAAGCCAAGACGGCGGUCGGCAGUGUUUCGGAUGGCGCAACGAGCAGUACGGCUGAUGGACAGUCUGGAAUGCGGGAGAUUCACGAGCGCUGCUAUACGGAUCUAUUGGAUCUAUGUCGAACCAUUGCCAGCCAGCGAAACGUUACCAUGGCUAGUAUCAUGAACAUUCAGGCCCUGAAGAGCAUGGCCGAAACCCUGCCGCUCUCCGAGAAGGACAUGUGCAGUAUUCCGCACGUGACCAAGGCGAACUUUGAUAAAUACGGCGCAAAGCUGCUUGAAAUAACCAGCAACUAUGCCUCGGAGAAGCUUCUGAUGCAAGCCGUCCUGGACGAAGAGGAGGAACAGGCGGCCGCCAAUCAGAGACCCAGCACCUCCGGAUGGAACAACGAAAGCGUGGACUGGGACAGGGCGGUUGCCUCGCAGGGCAAUGCAAACACGAGCGGGGCCAGCGGCUUUAACUCUUUCAGAGCGGGCAAGAGAAAAAAGGUAUACAAGUCGGCAGCCAACAAGAGAUACAAAACGAGUACUACAUCGCCAGCGCCCAGAAAAACCACAACUGCGAGGGGUAGAGGUGGCAGGGCGGGCGCCAAACGGGCGGAGAGUUCUGCUUCCUCAUCAUCGGGCUGGAAAUCCAAGAAGACAGGGAACAGCUUUGGCUUCGAUUUGAUGCCACUGCCAGGAUCAAAAUAACUUGAAAUCCUUUGACAUUUUGCCUUAGAAACUACAGUUUUUUAUGUUAUAGUGUUUAUAAGCGUAAGAAAGUAGCAUAAGCUAAACGAUUUUGGAAGUAAGCUGUUAAAAAGUUACAAAUUUCUGUAUAAGCAAUGUGUUCAGUUUAUUGUUUGUCCGCUUUUGUUUCUUAUUUGUUAUUUAACACCUUAAAUUUCAGUUAAUAGAAUUAAGAACUUAUCACUAACAAUUUUUACAAUAACUUUCAUUAGCACUUUAGAUGUAACCCCCGCAAGAAAACAAAAACAAAAACAAAAGGAUGCAGCUUUGGUCACAACACUA